AUGGAGCUGAAAGCGCUGUUCAACAUGAAAACAUUACAAUCAAUAAUCGUAUUAACCGUCGUCUUAUUGAUGCAAAACUCACAAUGCUCCGAAGACAGAUAUAUACGCUACGUCAAAGACGCCUGCUUCAUCAAAGGUGAAGCGUUCUCCUGCGUCAAAUAUAAAGCCUUGAAAAUCGCUAAGAAAACUUUUUUUGGGGACUUAAAUAGCAAUGAAACUAUAAGAGCAAAUGCCAUUAUUAGUUUCGUACCGUUAGACGAAGAAACUAUUAAGAAUCUGACUGUUAAUGAGGAUGUAGAUCUAGUUGCAAAUGAACCGAGAAGUUUCUUGUCAGAAUGGACUGAAAUAGCUAAAUACUUUAUGAGCUUAGUUAAAGAGUUCUUUAAGAUAAAAGGACUGAGGGUCAAUUUGCCAGAAGGUGCUAGAACUAUUGAAGAACAAGACGUUGACAGCGGUCGUGGAAAGAAAAAGAAGUUAGCAAUUAUGAUCCCACUUCUUAAUCUUCUGGCGACACUCAAGACGAAAAUGCUGCUGAUUCCUAUACUUCUAGCAGUGAUGUUAAUUAAGAAGCUGUUGCUGGUAGCAGCGCUGUUGCUUCCAAGCUUACUUAGCACAUUAAAAGCUUGCAAGCAUCACCACCCGAUGACACACUAUUCCUACUUCGGCGGUGAUUCCUCCUCCGACUUCAACUCGGACUACGGUAGCAGUUACGCCUAUUCAUCCGGCGGGGGAUACGGCAAGGACUGGCCGUCGAACCGGGCAUACACAUUACCUAAACAUAGACCUACGUCGUCACCAGUAUACAUAACGGCCCCUGGGGCAACAGUUUAG
This is a messenger RNA of Nymphalis io (European peacock), 831 nucleotides long. RefSeq lists its product as uncharacterized. The transcript has 4 exons. Lineage: Eukaryota; Metazoa; Arthropoda; Insecta; Lepidoptera; Nymphalidae. The record is from RefSeq and is a predicted model, not a curated record. Bases 1 to 831 code for a protein of 276 amino acids.